Messenger RNA from Cydia pomonella (codling moth), 1411 nucleotides. RefSeq lists its product as uncharacterized. The record is from RefSeq and is a predicted model, not a curated record. Lineage: Eukaryota; Metazoa; Arthropoda; Insecta; Lepidoptera; Tortricidae. Bases 132 to 623 code for a protein of 163 amino acids. The transcript has 5 exons.
CUUCCACACCAUACCUCCACAGACCGUCGAACGAGCAACACGUGCUUACUACAAGUGUCAGUGAUAACUUACGACGUGCAAGUGACUAGCCAGUAAUCAGUGAUAUUAAGAUUUGUGAAACUUGAAAAAAAAUGGAGAAGUUAUUCAUGGUUUUGGUGCUUUUUGUGAUUGUGAGGGCGGUGGAAAACAGACAUCACCCAAAGUUUGGCAGGAGUUACGAGGAGCAUGAAGUCCCACCUCUAAAGAAAGUAUCCUGUAGCAGUGGCUCAAGCGAGAGAAGUGCGUUAAUUGAAGAUGCGCGAUGCGGAGCACCCCGAGAGGUUUUCGUUGUGCUUAAACCCAAAGCAGCUCACGAAGAGAUCCACCCGGGCGCCGUGUGGGUCAAACGCUGCGUCGGCCUCUGCGACCACGUGGGCUCGGACUCCAAAUGCGUUCCUCGCGAGACUACCAUCCGCCAUAUACCAAUAAAGAUUAGCAAUAUGAAGACUGGGAAGGAGUCGUGUUCCAUGUACGAGCUGGAGGAGCACUUGUCAUGCCAGUGCUGCACGGGCAGCCCCGAAAGCUGCGCGGCGAGUGGCCGGGUGUUCAACCCCCAACCCGAAUAUGCGGUGGAAUCGUUCUAAAUGUGCUUGCGAAGAGCGAAGACGGAUGAGAUAAGAUAUAGAGCUGCGAACAUUCUGGAAUCCGGGAAGAAAGUCGAAGCGACUAGCAGUUUGACUACAGUAGUGGCUGGGUAAAAUGGAUAACUAAAGACUUGUAAAAGUGACCUUAGUUGUAUUACCGACUGAUAUAAGUGUCUUAUAACAUAAGUAGUCUAAUUCUCAACAGUAUUAUAGAGUAGGUAAGCUAUUUAUUUCAUUAGGCUUAAUAUAUGGGGCCAAAUGGUGCUGUGAGCUCAAUAUGUUCCAAGACCUUUGGUCUGUAUUUAAUAUUUGCACCGUACGAAUGUUUGAUUGUCCGUUGUUAUGUCUGAGGUUUGAAAAGUAUUGUCUCCGUUCUGUUCAGUAUUUGUUUAUUAUAGUUAAUGGCGUAAAUAUGAUUUACGCAAUUCCUAUGUUGUGAUAUUUAUAGCGAUUCCAAUGUUAAUAGGUUUAAGAUAAUUUAAUGACUUUUACUUUAAAGUAUUCGGUCUAGUCAUAGGACAUGUACUUAAUUUAUUGUUUUGUAUGAUAUCAGGGAUUGUCUCGAUUUUUUAAAUCAGCUCUCUUUAUUGUGUAAUUUUUGUAUUUUUAAUUUUAGUUCGUGUUGGAGGCCUAGUCCUUGGUGCCAAAGGCAUGUAAUCUCAUAGAUUUAAUUUAUAUGUAUUUAAUUUAUUUGUGAAAUAUUUUAAGCUUCAGAAGCUUUAAGUGAUCGAAUCACAUUAAGUUAAGUAAGUAGGUAGUAAAUUUUUGUACUUAAAAUAAGAACGUAA